UCUAGAAAGAUGGAGCACUCUCUAGAAUAGACAUGAGGGCGCUCCUGGAUCUCUGCCUAAAAGUCAGUUCUUCCCUGCAGACAACAAAUAGCCUUGGAGUUCUUCUGAAAACAUUUUGCACUAGUUGGGGAAGGCGUCUCUUGAGAAGCGGACUGCAUACUGUGCAACACGGUGUGGAUUAAAAUGGAGCGCAAUCUGGAGGCAGGACCCUCCCGGGGGCCCAGAACUAUAAGGCAGAUGGGAGGAAUGACUGGCCAGCGAUUUCAAAGGAAGAGGUGAUAAGAAGCUCUGGAUAUUUUUAAGGAGGCAAAAGUUGAAUCUUUUGACAUUUUAGGCCCGUGGUGGCAUCCACUGGUUUCAGGAUCGUGGUCGUCACAGCUGGUUCUCGGGAACAGAUGGGAAUUCAUUUACGCUAGCAGGCACGUGGGAAGGGUCCCAUGGAACCCCAGAAUAUCACAUGGAUGUCGGAGUUUAUUCUCUUAGGUUUCUCACAGACUCAAGAACUCCAGAAACUCCUGUUCGUGGCGUUCCUGUUUGUCUACGUCACCACUGUGGUAGGAAACACCCUUAUCAUGGUCACCGUGACCUUUGACCCCCGCCUGGACAUGCCUAUGUAUUUCCUGCUCCGAAACCUGGCGGUCAUAGACCUCAGUUAUUCCACUGUCACCUCCCCCAAGAUGCUGGCGGACUUCCUCUCUGAGAAGAAGACCAUCUCCUACCGGGGCUGCAUGGUCCAGAUCUUCUUCUUCCACCUCCUGGGAGGUGGCACUGUCUUCUUCCUCUCCGUGAUGGCCUAUGACCGCUACAUAGCCAUCUCCCGGCCCCUCCACUACGUCUCCAUCAUGAACACCAGGCUGUGCGUGGGGCUGAUUGUGGCUGCCUGGGUCGGCGGCUUUGCUCAUUCCAUUGUCCAGCUGUCUCUGAUGCUCCCACUGCCCUUCUGCGGCCCCAGUGUCCUGGAUAACUUCUACUGCGAUGUCCCCCAAGUGCUGAGGCUCGCCUGCACCGACACCUCCCUCCUGGAGUUCCUCAUGAUCUCCAACAGCGGGAUGCUGGUCCUCAUCUGGUUCCUCCUCCUUCUCGUCUCUUACACUGUCAUCCUGGUGAUGCUGAGGUCCCACUCGGGGCAGGCGAGGAGGAAGGCAGCUUCCACCUGCACCACCCAUAUCAUCGUGGUGUCUAUGAUCUUCAUCCCCUGCAUCUAUAUCUACUCCCGGCCCUUCACCCCCUUUCCUUUGGACAAAGCAGUCUCCAUCAGCUACACCGUCUUGACCCCCAUGCUCAACCCCAUGAUCUACACACUCAGGAACCAGGAGAUGCAGGCGGCCAUGAAGAGACUAGCAAAGCGCUUAGUGCUGAGUAAAAGGGAUGAGUUUUAAACAGGUCGGCUUUCAAUGGCAGCUUUCUCUGGACUUGUGCUGCCCUGGGAGAAAAGCAGAAGAAAGUCCUUAUUAUACGGAAUGACCAGGGUUGAGGGAAAGUUCAGUCAGGGGAGUGUUUUCCUUGAGAACAUGAAGGACUGACUUCCAUCCACAGAACUCGCUUGCAAAAAAACCCCCGGCCUAGCAAGUUCCUUCUUGUAAUUCCAAAGCUGGAGAGCUGGAGACAGAGGGACCCUGGGGAAUCCCUGGCCAGCCUUGGUAAUUUAAAGGACGCAGAGAGACACUGUCAAAAAAAAAAAAAAAAAAAGAA
This is a messenger RNA of Meriones unguiculatus (Mongolian gerbil), 1692 nucleotides long. Its product is annotated as olfactory receptor 4D1-like. The coding region runs from base 438 to 1379 and encodes 313 amino acids. Gene Ontology annotation, molecular function: olfactory receptor activity; G protein-coupled receptor activity. Gene Ontology annotation, cellular component: membrane. NCBI's taxonomy places the organism in Eukaryota, Metazoa, Chordata, Mammalia, Rodentia, Muridae. The transcript has 3 exons. The record is from RefSeq and is a predicted model, not a curated record. Gene Ontology annotation, biological process: G protein-coupled receptor signaling pathway.